UAAGCAAUGCAAUAGUUUCACACAACUACACACACAAAAAAAACGCUACAAUCAGCACCCCUACCCCAAACAGGCUUCGCAGCUCUCACGCAACAGGAAAAAUGAAGGUUAUCAAAUGCAAGGCUGCUGUCGCUUGGGAGCCAGGGAAGCCCCUGUCAAUUGAGGAGGUGGAGGUGGCACCACCACAGGCUCAUGAAGUUCGCAUUCAGAUUGUCGCUACUGGAUUGUGUCACACUGACCUCUACUUCCUAUAUGAAGCUGGUGAAACAAAGCUAUUCCCUGCAAUCCUGGGACAUGAAGGAGCUGGGAUUGUAGAGAGUGUUGGACCAGGAGUGACCAAAUUCAAACCAGGAGACAAAGUUAUCCCUCUGUUUGUCCCCCAGUGUGGGGAAUGCAAGUUCUGUCUGAGUCCUAAAACCAACGUCUGCGAUAAAAACUGGAUUAGCCAGGGUGAAGGUUUAAUGCCUGAUAAGACGUCCAGGUUUACCUGCAAGGGGAAGCCCAUCUACCACUUCAUGGGGACCAGCACUUUCUCUGAGUACACUGUAGUGGCUGAUAUCUCUGUGACCAAGAUUAAUGACUCUGCCCCUCUUGAUAAAGUCUGCCUGCUUGGCUGUGGCAUUUCCACUGGGUAUGGAGCUGCACUCAAUACCGCCAAGGUUGAACCCGGCUCUUCCUGCGCUGUGUUUGGCCUGGGAGCCGUGGGUCUUGCUACUGUGAUGGGCUGUAAGGCAGCGGGAGCCUCUCGGAUCAUUGCGGUCGAUACCAAUAAAGACAAGUUCAUUAAAGCAGAAGAAUUCGGCGCAACUGAGUUUGUCAACCCCAAUGAUUACAGCAAGCCCAUCCAGGAAGUACUCAUUGAGUUGACUAAAGGAGGUGUGGACUACUCCUUUGAGUGUGUGGGCAGUGUUACUGUGAUGAGAGCUGCCCUUGAGGCAUGUCAGAGAGGCUGGGGAACCAGUGUUGUUGUUGGCUAUACAAACGUGGCGGACAUGUCGACGCGACCGCUACAACUAGUAUAUGGACGAACAUGGAAGGGAACAUAUUUUGGAGGAUGGAAGAGUGUGGAGAGCGUACCUACGCUGGUGAAUGAUUACAUGGCAAAGAAAAUUAAGCUGGAUGAGUUCAUUACCCACACUCUGCCCUUGGACCGUGUUAACGAGGCAUUUGACCUGAUGACCUCUGGGAAAAGCAUUCGAACAGUCCUGAAAAUGUAGGAAAGAGAACUCUUCAAGCAACCUUCUUUGAUCAAGUCAUUUUUGAUUCUUUGGCAUGUUGAUCUCCUAUCUGAAAUGGGUGUUUAUUUUCCCUAGAUCAUUAUAUAUAGUUUAUAUGUGAUCAAUACACAAAUUAGAAUAAAUUCUCCAAAGGAUGCAAUGGGCAACAGUAGCAAAAAGUACCUACUCCAGUCCAAGUACCUCUUCUAUUUUGAAUGGAGAAAACCUAAUAUUGGAACCCAAUAGCAAUGUUUUGGGGUCUCCCAAGCUCUUGUGGUGGUUCUCUGUUUUGAAACGUUGCCAUUGAUUUGUCUCCUUUCGUAAAGUAUGAAAUAAAAUACUGGAGCAAA
This is a messenger RNA of Acipenser ruthenus (sterlet), 1567 nucleotides long. Its product is annotated as alcohol dehydrogenase class-3-like. Gene Ontology annotation, cellular component: cytosol. The record is from RefSeq and is a predicted model, not a curated record. Gene Ontology annotation, molecular function: S-(hydroxymethyl)glutathione dehydrogenase [NAD(P)+] activity; zinc ion binding. Bases 102 to 1217 code for a protein of 371 amino acids. Lineage: Eukaryota; Metazoa; Chordata; Actinopteri; Acipenseriformes; Acipenseridae. The transcript has 9 exons. Gene Ontology annotation, biological process: formaldehyde catabolic process.